GCCCUCCCCGAGCUGGGAGCUGCGCCUCAAAGCGCCCGGGCCGCUGGCCCGCGCCACUCUCCCGCGCUGCAUUAGCUACAGACCCUGUAGGCGCUCCCGGCUGCCUGCCGCGGGCUCAGGGAGGACCAUGCGCCCUCCGAGCCUACCGCCUGCCCGCUGGCUCUGCGUGCUGGCAGGAGCCCUCGCCUGCGCCCUCGGACCAGCGGGCAGCCGAGCAGCCAGCCCACACCAGGAGUGUGAGUACCUGCAGAUGAUUGAGAUACAGCGUCAGCAGUGCCUGGAGGAGGCCCAGCUGGAGAAUGAAACCACAGGCUGCAGCAAGAUGUGGGACAACCUCACCUGCUGGCCGACGACCCCUCGGGGCCAGGUGGUCGUCCUGGACUGCCCCCUCAUAUUUCAGCUGUUUUCCCCCGUUCACGGCUAUAACAUCAGCCGUACCUGCACUGAAGAAGGCUGGUCACAACUGGAGCCUGGCCCCUACCACACUGCCUGCGGCCUGAAUGACAGGGAAUCUAGUCUGGAUGAGCAGCAACAGACUGAGUUCUACAAUGCCGUGAAGACCGGCUACACCAUCGGCUACAGCUUGUCCCUUGCCAGCCUCCUGGUUGCCAUGGCUAUCUUGAGCCUGUUCAGGAAGCUGCACUGUACCCGAAACUACAUCCACAUGCAUCUCUUCAUGUCCUUCAUCCUGAGGGCCACCGCCGUCUUCAUCAAGGACAUGGCCCUCUUCAACAACGGGGAGAUGGACCACUGCUCUGAGGCCUCGGUGGGCUGCAAGGCAGCUGUGGUUUUCUUCCAGUAUUGCGUCAUGGCCAACUUCUUCUGGCUGCUGGUCGAGGGCCUCUACCUACACACCCUGCUGGCUGUCUCCUUCUUCUCUGAGCGGAAGUACUUCUGGGGGUACAUACUCAUCGGCUGGGGAGUGCCCAGUGUAUUCAUCAUGACAUGGACAAUCGUCAGGAUCUAUUUUGAGGAUUUUGGGUGCUGGGACACCAUCAUCAACUCCUCAUUGUGGUGGAUCAUAAAGGGCCCCAUCCUCAUCUCCAUCUUGGUGAACUUCAUCCUGUUUAUCUGCAUCAUCCGAAUCCUGGUUCAGAAGCUACGGCCACCUGACAUUGGGAAGAAUGAUAGCAGCCCAUACUCGAGGCUGGCCAAGUCCACACUUCUGCUCAUCCCCCUGUUCGGAGUUCACUAUGUCAUGUUUGCCUUCUUCCCCGACAACUUUAAGGCCCAGGUGAAAAUGGUCUUUGAACUCGUCGUGGGGUCUUUCCAGGGUUUUGUGGUGGCCAUCCUCUACUGCUUCCUCAAUGGGGAGGUGCAGGCAGAGCUGCGACGGAAGUGGCGGCGUUGGCAUCUGCAGGGCGUCCUGGGCUGGAGCUCCAAAUCCCAGCACCCGUGGGGAGGCAGCAACGGCGCCUCGUGCAGCACGCAGGUGUCCAUGCUGACCCGCGUCAGCCCGAGCGCGCGCCGCUCCUCCAGCUUCCAAGCGGAGGUCUCCCUGGUCUGACCGCCAGAGGCCGCCAGGCCCCUUCGCAUCCUCCCCACGCCGGCGCCUGGAGCAGAGGUCUGCAGCGACGCGACACCGCUGGCUCCAGCCUUUUGUAGGGACGCAAUCCUUUGCUGCAGCCAGGACCCGGUCCAUGCUAGCUGGAGAGCCGGGAGGUUUGCCCUGGAGGAUAAAGGGAGGAACCAGCACCAGACUCCACCUCCCAAGGCCGCUCUGCCAGUCAAGCGCACAAAAAUCUGCAAUCACCUCCUGGAAAGCAAACCGCCUGCCCUCAAAGCUUUGGAACUUUGAGGGCAAAAGGUUCCGCCCUGUCGGUGCCUAGAAUUCCACUGGGACGCUCAAGUCGCUUUGCGUUAAGCGUGGCCAUUGAGACUCGUCUCUGAGGAUGCAGCCCCCUCCCUCCGUUUAUCUGUCAGCUCUUCCGGGUGGGUGAGUUCUUCUACCUCAGGCAGAUAUGGUUGUGACCUGGAGUUUCCGUUUGGGGAUCACAGCUGUGUUGUGGUCCUCCCUCAGGAUGGAAUUGUCCCCAGUGAAUCGUCAGACCUUGGAGCUCAGGGACCUACCUCUGGGGAGGGAGGGAGAAGACAGCCCCGCCAGUGCUCACCAAGUGACUUUGUCCAUCAAGUAGGACCAGUCCCACUAGCCUUAUGCACAACCAAAGCAAUAGAGAGCUGUCCGCUCUGGGCGCUUAUCUACACACCAACUACUGCUGCAAGGGUCAGAGACAUGAACACACAGGUCCCUUGAUCCUGAGGUCACCCUGAUAUCACUGGUAGUGACACUGAGUCUCAGUGAGAGCAGAUAUCCUUUCCUGUCGCUAAAGACUACCUGUUUUACAUAUUGUGAUCUGCUGGAUUCUCUGGAGGUCGCAUUACCACAGAUGCUAUUGCCACCCUCGGUCUCCAGUUCCUGUGGAGAGUGAUUAUGUCAGACAUAAAAGCCUGGGGUGGGGGUGGGGGGCAAGGCAUCUUAUGCCUCCCUCCACCUUUAUAGUGAUAGUGGCUUCUAAUCCAAACUGGUGUAGGCAGGCUCUUCUCAGAGCUGCACCGGGCCUGUAUGACAAUAAACAUUGGCUCUAGCAGGCUUAGUUCCCCUGGCCCCUGUGGAUCUCCUGCUUCUUCUAAGCAGCUGUGCCCCCUCUGCUCUGGUGAGAGAUGACCCACUAAAGCUACCACCCUUCUGGCUUUGGGCAGGAGCCCCACACAAGAGCCUUUGAUUCACAUGUGAAUGUGAAGAGGUUGUGACAGGGGUCCCGUUGUGACCCUCCCUCCCCUAAACCCAUCUGGGAGGAGACAGCUUCUGCCUCACACCAAAUCAAAACAGCCAACAGAGCUGUCACAGAGAGCAAGGGUUCGCCAUCCUUCUUGAAAACACAGCAAACAGGAAAUGUUGCAACCAGGCCGCUGCUGCCUAGGAGCCAAAGGAGAGAGAGCUCAGUCAGAGACCGUAUGGCGAGCAGAAAGGAGUAGACGGAGCAGUAGGGCAAAGCAGGUGACAUCGGUCGGUCAGUGAGAGAUAGCUAGGUCCCAAGGGUUUGUGCAAACACACUUGUGUAAACUUGUGGAUGUCAGGCUGGUGUAAAGAAGCCAGCAUGGGCUAGCAGAGGUUCAGACCUGACUGCAAUACCCCAUUCAAAGGCUGCUGCACCCAGGACCAACCCCCUGCCUAAAUGAAUGGGACCAAGAGUCCCCCAGCAGCGCUGUGUUGUGGCACCAGUGUAAGGUGCAGGGCCCUGGGAGAGGAGCAGUGACCAGCCAAGAGGACAAAGUGAAUAAAACUCAAAGUGUGUUCAAGAGAGGAAGGGCAGAGUUAGGAGGUGAGAGGCUAAGUGGAGGGCAUUCUGGGAUAGAGACUGGGAGAAGACUGGGAGGCUGGGGUGAGGAGCUAAGAAAACUUGUGCCAGCAUCCUAGGCUAGUGACAGCCCUGGGACUUCCAGGACACCCAGGUCCUUCAGGCAGGCGAACUCAUCUCUACCGCCACCUAGUGGACACUUCAAAGACUUGACCAACUUUGGCCACCUUAGGGCUUCAUAUUGUCAAGGUCUCACACUGGGAGACAACCAACACAGAGCUCAAUACUGAGCUCCAUACGGAGAGCCAUACGUAGGGCUUGCCACGCACCUCGCCCUCAGGUCAAACCACUGGCCCCUUGUGAGUCUUGCCUUGACCCAAAAGAACCUGAUGGAACCCAGCCCCUGGUGGCUCCUUAAAACUGAACCCUACCCAUGGUCUCCAAGGACAAUGGCUAGUUAGCUGAAGUGGGUAUGGACAGGGAGCAGAACCAUCUGAGCCCAGAGAAGGUUCGUUCUGUGGGAAAGGCUUGUUCACAGGCAGUCCUCCCACUCUGGACACAGCCUGUCGGAGGGAACUAGAUUACCGGCUGGCAGAACUGCACUGAGGUGUUUGAGGUCCUAGAGUCCCAAGGGAAUGUGUUGGGUGUCAGGGACACCCGAGUUUGGGGGCACUUGCCAGUAGAGACAAAGAGAAGGUCUAUCCGAUGAGGCUGAGAGAUGGGGUGUCUGGAAAAGGUGCCAGACCAUCAACAGGAAAGGGAGGAGGUCAGUCAGAGAGACAAUGGCCUGGUUUGGGACAUGCUAAAUGUUAUGUCUGCAGGGGAUCUGAGAAGAACCCCUCUAAGGCUGUUAGAAAUAUGACCUAAAGGGACAGAAGGCAGGAAGACCAAAGCAACCCCUUUGGAAGGAACAGUGAGUGUCCGGGCAAGUCCCCAGGCACCCCAUGGGGAGUCAGGAGAGGAGACUGACUCAGCCCCUCUAUCCUAACUGCCACACAGGGUCUGUUUUAAUGAGCAGUGACCAGCUUCCCUACCCCCAUGUGGGAACAAGAACAGCUCUUAUCUCUCUGGGGGAAGGGGAAGGGGCGGGACCACAGCUGGCAGUCAUUAAACACCCUGCUCUAGGCAGGGAUGGCCUCGAUAUUAAUAGCCUCGGGAGUCUAUGGCCCCAAAGACUUGGCCUCCCAGGAAAAGGACAGAGCAACCGCAGCAGGCCAGAGGGAUGCGUCAGGAGGCCAUCUUGGCAAUGCCCCAGCCUCCACACAAGGCAGAUGGGAUAACCAGAAAACAGAGAAGGAAAAGUCAUUGUAGAGGCAGAUGUUGAACCCAGCUUUCCAGAACCCCUGGUCGUGCCUCAGAUAUUCUAUAUAUUGUCAAAGAUGGGGUCAUUUGACUGUGCCCUACCUGGAGACACAAAGAGUUGAUCCGGUUAGCAGUCCUGAUUCUGUCUUGACAUAUUGUUUAUCCUGUAUUUUUGCAUUAAUUUUGAUAUUUUAAAAUACUGCAU
Messenger RNA from Mus pahari (shrew mouse), 4806 nucleotides. It is a transcript of the gene Vipr1, whose product is annotated as vasoactive intestinal peptide receptor 1. Lineage: Eukaryota; Metazoa; Chordata; Mammalia; Rodentia; Muridae. The record is from RefSeq and is a predicted model, not a curated record. Gene Ontology annotation, molecular function: G protein-coupled peptide receptor activity; peptide hormone binding; vasoactive intestinal polypeptide receptor activity. Bases 128 to 1507 code for a protein of 459 amino acids. The transcript has 13 exons. Gene Ontology annotation, cellular component: plasma membrane. Gene Ontology annotation, biological process: adenylate cyclase-modulating G protein-coupled receptor signaling pathway; cell surface receptor signaling pathway.